Messenger RNA from Oryzias latipes (Japanese medaka), 26216 nucleotides. The record is from RefSeq and is a predicted model, not a curated record. Lineage: Eukaryota; Metazoa; Chordata; Actinopteri; Beloniformes; Adrianichthyidae.
CUCCAAUUGAGUAGUUGUUGAGUUUUAGGGGAAAUCAAAGUCCACACAUCGGGUGGAGGGAGGCACACUUCCCUUGAAACACCAGCUGGAUGGAGCAGCACAGAGAUGGGAAACUGAUGCCCUGGGUAUUAAACAAGCUGCCAGAGCACUGGCUGGAUCUCUCUACAAUCUGUUGCUGUAUUGGCUGAGUGCACACUGUGUCACCCACAACCAAUCUGGGCUGAGGCGAGCUUCCCUUUACUAUGAAGGGAAAAAUCACCAUUACCAUCACUUCCCCUUGGAGCAAGUUGACGGAUGAGAUUCCUGUGCAGAUUUGCUGCUGGUAACAAAUCGGAUCUCUCUUCUCUGGCAGUGCAGUGCCAUUACCAGUCUGGAGUAGAGGAAUCAUUCAUUCAAGAGCUUAAGUAGCGGCUUGCCCUCACACUGGAUAGAUCUCCUGGUGUACACCAACCCCUGGGAAAACAUUGGGGAUAAGAAUGAAGUAGCAGCAACAUAAUGCAGCUUGACUUUUGAGAUGACACCUCCAGCAGUUGCAUCCUCUCCUGACAUCCAGGACUGACACCAACUGCCGUCUCUUGGUUGUAUUUAAGGGGGUGUGUGUUGGAGCAGCUGGAGGAUCACUAAUGGGCUGAAUAACCCUGGACAUUUUUCUGUACUCGUCUUCCUGCUUGACACAUUGCCUUGCAGCUUCUAGCUGAUGACCUGCCAGGUAUACAGGGAUAAAUCAGACACUUGAUGUCACUCUGCCCCUGACUGCAACCACAAGUGAGGAAGAAUUCAUUCAAUUGAGCAGAGCACACCCAGGACUCAGUUCAAGGAAAUGCUAGAAGGCCAGAGGACUGAAAUUUCAAUCCAUUCUGCUCUCAGUUCAUGAAAAUGUAUUUAAGCUGAUGCCAAAGACCCAGAGGCCGUCAGUCUUGUUUUUAAAGAGAACAGUUUUGCCUUUCAGGAGCUAGAAACUAGUGGAUUGUAUGUGCAACCCUUUAUGAAGCAUCAUUUGGUUUCUCCCUAAAGUUAACUGCUCGCUUGUUGCCUUUUUUUGCUCAAUACUUUCCUCUGGUCGUCAUCAUGGGGAGCUCAAUGGGCUGCGUCCGACCUCCUCGUGAAAGGGAGCAAGCUGGGGCCGCCCCACACUCACCAAAGAAGCGUCUGCGUUUCAGACGAAAGCACAAGGGCAUUAAGAACCGAAGAGGGGAAAGGGAGGAAGAAGGCUGUGAGCAACAGCAGGGCUUUGAGCCUGAAAAAGAGGAAGGCGAGAAGGAAAGCACCUCAGAAGCAGAGUUACAUCUUAGCAGCCAAGCUGCAACCUUGAUCACAGUGCCUCAUGCCCAGUUCACUCAUUCCAGUCCCUAUAGCAAUAUUCUGUCUGUCUCUGGGGGGAGCAGUGUGGUGGGGCUCUUCAGUGGCAGAAACCUUGAUGUCUCUCCAAAGCCCAGCCCAGCCUGGAAAGGGAUCUUCUGCCUUCCGGGAGAGGAGGACAGCAUAAGCGCAAUCAUAGAUGUCUCGAGCAUCCCCAGCCAAACCACCAUCACCCCUGUGAAGACGUCCCCCACCCUGGGCAGUACCACUCCAGGUGGAGGCAGGGUCUGUCGAGUUAGGCAGAAAGCGCAGGGGAUUGUUGAGAAGCCCUGGAUACUCAGACCAAGGAGGGAGAAAAGAGACAAAGGGAGGACAAUCAAACAUGAGGGUGAGCAUGGAGGGGAGGGAGGAGGGUGGGAGGAGAUGCCAACAGUAAAAGAGCAUAAAGGUGUGAUUCACAUCCGCCAGGUGGAUGGUGAACUCUGCUUGGUGAGGACAGUUUAUCCCAGUGACUACAGCUCCCCAGUAUGGAUGGGUAAAAGUGAUGGGGAGGUGGAGGUACACAAGGAACCUCCAGCUCCAUCACCCGUCACAGAGAACAUCUUGAAAGUGCAGCUGGCUGACGAGGAUGGAGGUAGAUCUGAAACUUCACUAGUUAGUAACGGAUCUGGGAAAGGGUUCCGCUUUGACGCCCCCGCUUGUGAACGGCACAAGUCGCAACUCUUGGAGUCGGGGUACGCCAGUGAUCUCCCGCCAACGUCCCCAGAAACGGCUGGCACCACCCCCAGUCAGCCAGAUUGGGGGGGGCUAACUAGCAGCUCAUCGGAGAGACUGGACUCCGUGAUGGAGAGUCCUCUGUCGCUACAGCAACCGGCCACUGCAAAACACCCACAACAGAUCUCCGAGAUUUACGUAAGCGGCGAGUCAGCUGACCUCACAGCCAAAGAGAAGCUGUUGCUAUGGAGCCAGCAGGCCACAGACGGCUACCCCGGCCUCCGAUGCGUCAACUUCACCUCAUCCUGGAGCGACGGACGCAUGUUCAACGCUCUGCUGCACAGAUACAGGCCAGACCUGAUCAACAUGGAGGUGGUGUCGCAACAGAGCAACCGAGACAACCUGGAACAGGCCUUCGAAAUCGCUGAGUCGUUGGGCGUGACGAGGCUGCUGGAUGCUGAGGAUGUUGAUGUUCCCUCACCAGACGAGAAGUCGGUCAUCACUUAUGUUUCUUCAAUCUAUGACGCUUUCCCCAAAAUCCCUGAAGGAGGCGAGGGCAUCAGCGCUAAUGAGGUGGACCAGCGCUGGUCGGAGUACCAGUCCAGGUUUUCGUCUCUGCUGCAGUGGAGCCGCCAGCAUACAGCCCUCAUGGCCAACAGGAACUUCCCCCAGAACCCUGCAGAACUUAAAGCACUUUACAAUGAGUACAUCCAGCUAAAGGAAAUGGAAAUCCCAGCAAAGGAGAUUGAGAAGAGUCGCAUCGAGCACCUCUACAAACUGCUGGAGGUGUGGAUAGAAUUUGGUCGUAUUAAGCUUCCUCAGGGCCUCCAUCCCAAUGACCUGGAGGAGGAGUGGGGCAAACUCAUCUUGGAGAUGCUGGAGAGGGAAAAGGCUCUUCGGCCGGCUGUUGACAGGCUGGAGGAGCUGCUUCAGAGAGCCAAUAAGAUCCAGAACAUGGCUCUGGACUGUGAGGAGAAACUCACCCUUGCCAAGAACACACUCCAGGCUGACAUGUCUCGAGCAGAGAUGGGUGAGGCGGUGCAGUGUGAAAGAGAGCUGGCCUGCUACCUGCAGGACUGCGAGGAGCUCAUUGGACACCUCAGCCAGGAACUCAAGGUCCUCAGAGAAGAUAAAUACUAUCAGGUGGAUCAGCUGGCAUUCAGAGCAUCCUGCCUUCAGGAGGAGCUGGUCUCCCUGAGGCUGCAGUGUUCCAGUGUCUACAGAAAGGGCCACUUCUCCCAGAGCACCAGCCAGAGAGCCUCCAACGACAGCCUGUCUCUAGGACAGAUGCUGCUAGGGGCAGUGGGAGCAGCUGGGGGCGCACUUUUGCGAAGACCCAUGACCCGCUCCCAGCUGGUGGCCGUGUCUUCAUCAGAGGACGAAGGAAGCUUGAGGUUCAUCUACGAGCUGCUGGGAUGGGUGGAGGAGACACAGGAGCUCCUGGAUGGUGCUGACUGGGGUGCAGACCUCCCCUCUGUGGAAAAUAACCUUCAAAAGCACAACACCAUCCACACUGCAGUUGAAGAACUGAUGAGCGGCCUGCAAGAAGCUCGCAGCUAUGAGGCUGAAGUCUCUCCAAACUUCAGGAGCAGCUACUCUGAAACCUUGGCUAAACUGGAGCACCAGUACUGCAAACUGCUGGAACAUUCGUCAUGGCGCCUGCAGAGCUUGGAGAGCUUGCAUGCGUUUGUGUCCCACUGCACAGAGGAGCUGAUCUGGCUCAAUGAAAGGGAGGAAGAGGAGAUCGCCUUCGACUGGAGCGACAACAACACCAACAUGAAUGCCAAGAGAGAAAUGUACAAUGAAAUACGGUUGGAGUUGGCUGAAAAGCGAGAUGUGAUGCGGUCUCUUCAGGAAACAGCUGCCCGACUUUGUCAGGACAACCAUCCAGCCAAGCAGACCGUAGAGGCUUACAGUGCAGCACUACAGACACAGUGGCAGUGGGUGGACCAGUUGUGUGUUUGUGUGGAACAACACCUCAAGGACAACACAACAUAUUUUCAGUUCAUGAGUGAUGCUCGAGACUGUGAGUCUUAUCUGCGUCAGCUCCAGGACACCAUCAAGAGGCAAUACACCUGUGACAAGAACAGCAGACUCAGCAAACUGGAAGACCUGCUGCAGGACUCCAUGGAGGAGAAGGAGCAGCUAAUUGAGUACAAGAGCACGCUGGCGAGCCUCGUGGGUCGGGCCAAGACAGUUGUUCAGCUCCGGCCCCGCAGCGCAGAGAGCAUGCUGGGAACCACAAUACCCGUCAGAGCCAUCUGUAAUUACAGGCAAAUCGAGACAAACGUUCAGAUCACAAUAAACCAAGGUGAGGAGUGCGUGCUGGAGGACAACUCCCAGAGGACCAAGUGGAAGGUGAUCAGUCCAACAGGAAAUGAGGCCAUGGUCCCUUCAGUGUGUUUCUCCAUCCCACCCCCAAACCAGGAGGCCAUCGACACGGCCAGCAGGGCAGAGCAGAUGUACCAGAAUGUAAUGUCUCUGUGGCAUCAGCUCCAUGUGAACAUGAAGAGUGUGGUAUCCUGGCACUAUCUGCUCAAAGACAUCAGGACCGUGUCUGAAUGGACACUGGACACAGUUCGCCGUCAGUCUCCUUCAGAGCGGCAGCACAUUCUGGAUCACCUGGAAUCUCAGCUGACCGACUUCCUUUCGGACAGCAAGGAGAGCCCCUUGUUCACAGCGGCCGAAAGACGAGAGCUGGACAGGGACGUCCAGCAGGCGCUGCAGCACUGCCAGGACCUGCUCGUCAACAUGGAGUCUGUGGAGAAGGAUGAGUUGGUGUCUCGGUCGUACCUGUCAGAGCUGCAGGACAUCAACCUUCAUCUAAAUGAGACUGAGCACACACUGAUGAGGGGAAUUGAACCUCUGCCCUCCAGCAGGCUUUCCGGAGGAAUUUCUGACAAGAUUAUUCAAAUUGCAGAACAGGAGAAGUUGCAGUCGGAACUAAACAUCCUGCGCUCCAGUUUGGGUGACUUAUCUCGUCGCUGCGUCCAUUUUUUCGAGGAGAAGCCAACGUCCUCGAGUGUUCCUGUCCUCCGGUCUGAACUCAACCAUGCUCUAGAGCGAAUAGAUAAUCUUCACAACCUUUCAUCAGUCUACUUGGAAAAGCUAAAGACAGUAGAUGUCCUGCUCCGGAGCCUGGAGGAAGCAGAAAGCCAGGUGAGGAAGUAUGAGAGCAGACUAAGUGAGGAAGACACCGUUCCUGCAGACACUGCCGCUAUUCAGAACCUCAGAGAUCAGCUUCAGAGGUGGCAGGCUGAGGUUGCCGAUCGGGAAAGCAUCUUUCAGGCCCUACAAGCACAGGUGGGGCAGGCCAAAGAGGCGGGGUCUAAACUCAGCAGCCUCCACCCAGAUCGCAGUCCAGAGCUGGAGCGCUACCAGGAAAAAGCCAAUCAGAUAACAGACAGGUGGAGCAGUAUCAAAAGACAGAUGGAAUCACGGUGGACUGAUCUGGACGUCUUGGGCUCAGAGCUGCAGCAGUACAGAGAUGGACACUCAGCUCUCAUCAAGUGGAUUGAAGAAACGACAGAAAGACAAGAAAGGACCCAGCCUGAACAGACUGACAGCAAAGCGCUGUCUGAACAGUUGGCCCAGCAGACGGCAUUAGUUGUUGAGAUUGAACAGAACCAGACCAAACUAGACGAAUGCCAGACUCACUCCAAACAGUACUGCAGCUCAGUGAAGGAUUAUGAGCUCCAACUGAUGACUUACAGGGCCUUCGUGGAGUCAAUGCACAAGUCAUCUGUCAAGAGGAGAAGGAUGCACUCUUCCUCUGAUGCCAUUACUCAGGAGUUCAUGGACUUACGCACACGCUACACAUCCUUGGUCACCUUAACCACCCAGCAUGUGAAGUAUAUCAGUGAUGCUCUGAGAAGGCUGGAAGAAGAAGAGAAAGAGGUGGAGGAGGAGAAGCAGGCCAGAGUGGGGCAGGUUUCAGAUCUGUUAGGUUGGGUCAAAGGUCUUUGUGGUCGGAGCGGAGGUUCCAGCCCGGAGUCUUCAAUAGCUGCUCAACAGGCUAUCAGCGAACAGUUGGCCGCCAGGAAGGAUCAGGUGGCUGAGGCCAUACGGAGCACACAGACCUUCCUACGGUCCAAGCAGGCAGCCAAGAUGUCACCAGAAGAGCGUGCUCAGGUGGAGGCUCAGCUGGCUGAGCUGACCAACACAUACGACCAACUUCUGGAGAGCUCCACCCAGCAGCUACAGCAGCUGGAGCAACAGCUCGCCAAAGAGGAGGAGCUAAAGGUCCAAGUUGCCAUUGCUGGAGUGAUUGACCUGGGAACAGUGGAAACAUACUCACUGUUUCAAGCUGCCCGACGUGGUCUAAUUGACCAGGACACCUGCCAUAUCCUAUUGGCGGCCCAGCUUAUUACUGGCGGACUAAUUCAGCCCGACUCUGGUGUCAGUCUAUCACUGGAACAAGCUCUAUCUGAAGGCCUCAUUGACACUCACACCAGAGAGUCACUGUCCAAGUUUGAGAGUGCCUUAAAUUUAGUAGACAACACUUGUAAGUCUGUAGAUCACAAACAGGAGAUUGUUGUUCCUGUAGCUGCAGCAAUGGAGUCUGGUUUAAUCGGAGAAGAAGAGGGACUCUGUAUUCUGGAACACCAGAUCAACAGUAGGGGCUUGAAAACAUUGUCUGGAGACUUUUUAAGUUUGGAACAAGCAGAGGAAAUGAGACUUCUGUCCCCUCAGACUUCAUCAAAGCUGCAUUUAAGGCUACAAUACAAAGAGCUGAUUAAUCCAAACACAGCAGAGACGGUAAAUCUGCAUGAGCUUCAGCUGUGCUGUGUUCUUGAUAAAGAAUCUGGUCUCCUCCUACUUCCUGUCAAACAGCACCCCGGAGGAACGGUUUGUCUGCGUUCUGGACAAAAAGUUGGGAUCUUCCGAGCAGUCCAGGAAGGACUGAUUGACAGGAAAGUGACAGUAUCACUACUUGAAGCUCAACUUUUUGCUGGUGGCAUUGUUGACCCACGUUCUGGUCACCGGCUAACUGUUGAAGAGGCUGUUCGCCGCGGACUGAUGGACCGUGAUUUAGCUUGUUCAAUGCUCGCACGGCAGCUGCAAAAUGGUGGAAUCCUCGAUCCUUUGAGUGGAGAACGCAUGAAUUUAGAGGACAGUAUCCAAAGAAACCUUCUCUCUUCUCAGCUGGCUCUGCUGGUCCUUGAAUCUCUGCAGAAUUUUAUGGGACUCCUCUGGCCUGAAUCAGGAGAACUCCUGCCUCUUAAUGAUGCUCUUCAGCAGGGAGCAAUCUCAGGAGAUUUAGCUAGAAAAGCCCUUAGAGGGAGACAUUUCAUUGGUGCUCUGUACAACACUGAAACCCUUCAAACCAUAUCCCUCAACCAAGAUGGUGAUGAGGCCCUUGAGCCAAGUGUGGUUACUUGCCUCGCAGAUAUCUACAUACCGGACACCCUUUGCAACCUGAACCAAUCAGGCACCCCAUCUCUGAACCGCUUAAACUGGGGUUCAGCCAGCCCCUCUUUACCUACAUCCCCACCUUUACCUACAUCCCCACCUUUACUUACAUCCCCACCACUACUUGAGUCACCUCCCACAGACUUUCUAAGGGAUACGAUACCAACAAAUGUGCCAAAUUCUAAAGAACAAGCCGAGAACAAGUUGUUGCUUCACCUCAUGACUCACAGCUACGUAAAUGCUCAUUCUGGAAAACGGUUGGUAGUGCUUGACCCUGAACUGGCGAUGAUGGUCAAAGCUACACAGGUAGUGUCCGGAAAAUCAGUGCCAGAAAUAACUGAAGAGACAAGUUUAUCAGAUAAAAUGGUGGAUGACAACAAAAUGGUAGAAGAGCAAAUUGGCAUCAAUCUAGGUAAAGAGUUUGCUAUUGAAGACACACAAAACAAAAUCUCAUUGACUAAAACUGUGGUCAAUGAUAUGAGCUAUACACACAAAGAACUCAGUAAAAGUGCUGAAGCUAAUGACCUUAAAGAAGAGUUGUACUAUCAAGGAAACAUAUUACCCUCAGAGAUGGAAACGCGUUUUCCAGAAUCAACGGAAAGUCCCUGUCAUAACAUCAGUGGGAUAAUCACACUCAGAUCACAGGAAAAUUGUAAAAGUAUAGAACAAAGAGAGAAAAUAACAGCAAAAGUAAAUCAAGAUGUGGCUAUAACACAGUCUAAAGAUCAUAAAGAUGAACAGCAAUGCCAAGACAAAAUGGAUAGUAUCCAAGAACCUUUGCCUGAGACAGAAAAUAAGUCCAAGCAUUCUGAGCCUCAGCUUGUCAGCUGCAAUUUAGAGUUGGAGGAAAACAAAGAUGUUGAGCUGCAGAGGUUGGUUUUUGAGCUUAAACAUGGAGGUCUGAAGACAGACGAAGGUGAAAAGCUGCUCCCAGAUGAGGCUGUGGCCCAGGGGAUCCUUCCUGGCCAUACAGCUGUUAAAUUAAUGGCUGAGGCAGGUUUGUUUGGAGGAUUCCUUGAUGCUAACAGGGCUAAGCCACUUAGUGUGGACGAAGUUAUACAGGAAGGUUUGAUAGAUGAAGAUCUAAUGUGGACUGUCUUGAAGUCGGACAAAACCUUGGCAGGUGUUGUAGAUGUAGAAAAAUACCAAAUAUGUGGGGUGAAGGAUGCAGCUGAGGCUGGGUUGAUUGACUCUAACACGGCUGCUCGACUUUUAGAAGCACAGGUAGCAUCUGGAGGGAUUGUGGACCUCCGCAGGGAUAAGAAAGUCUCUGUCACUCUUGCAGCAAACCUUGGAUUAAUUGAUGAAGAACAAAGAGAAGAACUAGUGGCACUGGAAAAGGCAUGUAAGGGAAAAGAGACAGACUGUGCAACUACCCUUAAGAAAGCCAGUUUACAGCUCCAAAUGGAUGGUGUUGUGGACCCUGAGUCUAAGAUCCCAGUUAUCUUGGAGCAAGCAAUUCAGAAAGGGCUUAUUGCAACAAAAGAUGCUUAUCAGGUGUUGGCAAAACAGGUUGCUGAAGGUGGGAUAAUAGAUCAUGGUUCAGGAAUGAAGCUAUCAGUCUCUGAUGCUGUAGAUAGAGGACUAGUGGAACGAUCCAUUGCUCCUGGGCUUGAAGAACUGGAGUGGAUUUUCCAAGGAAAGGUCAGUCCUUCAAGUAACCCCGAAGCCAUUGUUUUCCAGGCAUUAUCUGGUGCCAUUUUAGACCCUAAAACCGGCUCUAAGCUGACCCUUUCAGAUGCUGUUUCUAAGGGUUUGCUAGAUAAAAACACAGCAAAUGAAGUCAUGGCUUCCCCAGCAGUUACACAAGGAGUGAUUGACCCUCAGACUGCACGCGUUGUACCGUAUUCUGAACUCGUAAACCAGGGUAAAGUUGAUAUUAAAACAGGACAACGCUUCCUGGAGGUGAAACCUUUUAGUGGCAUUCAGAGGGAACAAUCUGAGGACAGGUUGACCCUUAUCGAGGCUGUUGCAUUAAAGCAAGUUGAUCCAGUUCCAGCACUGAGGCUGCUCCAAAGUCAAGCAGACACGGGUGGGAUUAUUGAUAUCAACACUAAAGAAAGGCUCACACUGCCUGAAGCCUUUAAGAGAAAUUUAGCUCCAGAAGACAUGGUUAAGGAAAUUGCAACCAACCAAAUUUUAAGGGGAGGCUUAAUCAAUCCCACCACAGGACAGAGGGUGUCAGGUCUGAAUGAUGCAAUUGAAUUAGGACUAAUAUCUAGUGACAUGGCCACAGAUAUCCAGGAAAAAGCACAAGAAAUGUCUUCAGAACAGAGCUUAACACUUGAUAACUUAUCAAAUCAAUCAGACGCUAUAAUGUCAUCAGUGGCAAUCCAGGACAAUCCAGCAAACUGGUCUGAUAUGAACACUGAAGGUUCCUCAAGUUCUUCUGAUUUAGUAAGAAGUUCAAUCAUGUCAGACAAAAAAUCCCAACUUGAAACGCCGGUUCUGUUUGUCUGUGAUGUCACUACAGAAGAGCUUGAAAAAGAAACUCUAAAGUCUUCAAGAGAAAACUCUUUAAUUGAUUCAGAUCAAUCAAUGGACACGUUGUCUGAGUUUGUAAGCAAUGUUGAAAAAACAAUAGAAGAAGUCACAAUGGAGGUCUCUGAGAUGAACAACGUUAUCCUAGAUGAGCUUGAUAGAAAUUGUCAAUCAGGUGAAGCUGAAACUCAAGUUCAAGUAAGAGGAGUUUUUUGUGCUGAAAAACAGAAAGACUUGACAGAAGGUGCUGAUGUCAAACCAGUUCAAGAGGAGGACCAUGAACAGAUGCCGAGUGAUUUGAGCACGGUCGUCGUAUAUUCUCUAUCUGAAAAUGAAAACAAGACUGUGAGUACUCAGGUGGUGGAUGACAAAGAGAAUAAAGAAAGUGAUGUUCUGGCAAAUGAAGGUGAAUUGGAGAAUGGAAAGAAUCAGUUAGCAGCUCAGACAGAUGAAGUAAAGGAUGAUGUCAAUGGUUUUGAGAAGUCUUUAAAGAUCAAGGAAUUGCAGGUCAAAAGUACAGAUUUAGAUCAGUCAGGCCAACUUUUAACCUCUGUGAAUCAAGAUUUAGAAAACAAAAACAAGAAGAAAAAGAAGAGUAAAAAGAAGGCAAGGGUCAAAGAGACAGAAACUGAAACCAAAACAGAACAAGUCAACACAGAGAUUGAUGGGUCAUCAGAGGCUGUUGAUUCUACAGGAGUUGAUCUAACAUCACAAAGCUAUGAUGACAAAUCAGAGAAUGGGGGUUCGAUUGCUUUCACCAAACCUUUUGGUGUUGAAGAAAUGUAUGAAAAAUCUGAGACUGGAGAUGACUUUAUGAAACAGGGACAGGAGGAGGUUUCUGAACAGGAUAACGGUGCAACGAACACAAUGUUGAAAAAACGUGCAGGGAAAAGUGUAGAUAAAGUCAAUGAAAAAGAAGAGAAGAUGGGUGAGACUGUGGUCUGUCAGCAACCAGAGUGUUCACAAGUGGAAAACAAAAGUACAGAGAGGGAAUUGACUCAAAAAGAAAUGCUACCUGAGGAGGAGAAAGCUGCUUUGAUACUAAAAGCCAAAGAAAGUAUUCUUAAGAAAGUAUUUGAAAAAGGUUUGAGUGACAAGCAGGCUGCUGAAAAACUGGAGGUGCUGCGAAAAGAAAUAGGGAAGAAGGAUGGUCAAGGCGUCAAUGCAAGUGAUAUAAAGGGACAAAGUCUGAAAAGUACCAAAGAGGACAGACGUGAUGUUGGGAGGAGAAUGGAUAAGUCACCAACUGAUGUUAAAGAACAGAAGACAUUCAAGGAGGACCACAUUAAGCUAGAAAUGGCUGCAGAAGAUUUGCCUGUUCUGCAAACUGUUGAAAGCAAAGUGUCUAAGACCUCUGCAGAGGAGAGUGAUAAAAGCAGAAGGUUGGGAAAGACAGACACUCAAAAAGAUGUUCAGAAGGAUACUCAACCAAGUAAAAAGCACAAGAAGAGUAAAAAGUCUAAGGUUCUUAGAGCUGCAGACAAAGCUGUGCCAGAUAGAAACGAGAUUACCACCAAUGCAAUGGACUCUGAAGCAACAAGAGCUAAAACAGAAAAAAAUGUGGCAAAAACAACACUGGGCAGUUCAGAUUUGACAAAAGAACAAAGGAUAAAAAUCAAUGUUGUUCAUGGCAUUCAACCUUCAGAUCAAUCAAUGGAAAAGAGCACUGAGGAGAUAUCAGAUAUCAGAGGGCCUGUUGACUCUUCUGUUGAUGUUUCAUACAAAACAAACGCGGCUGUAGAUCAGCCUGUGACCCCCAGUCCACUACAAGACAAGCCGGCUGGAAAAAGUAAAAAGAAGAGAAGGCACCAUUCACCUGAAACCCAAACCCUUCGUCUUCCAGAAUUUGUACAAGACCAACAUCUAAAUGUAGACUCUCCAGGAAAGUCCCCUUUGAUCUCAGAAGAGGUGUCUAGUGAGUCUGAGUCAGCCAGAAUGACCGAGUCUACAACAACCUCAGAGACGGGGGAAAAACAGGCGAGUGGCGAGAAGAGUCAAGAAACAGGGCCAGACAAAGAUGAGGCAACAUUGCUGGCUCGCAAGUCAUCAUUAAUGCGUCAAGACUGCUUGGAGCAGGACCAGCAUAUUGUAGCUCUGCUCUCCAUGGUUCAACAUAUUGAGGUCCGGCUGAAGCAGCAACAGCAGUCUGUUGGUCGUAGCCUCAUGGUGUUGGAUGACAUCAUCUGCCAUGUUAAGACUCUGGACUUGGAACUGCAUGACUUAGAACCCGAGAUCCACAAAGCGGUUCAGGCUGCUGAGCAACUUCUGAAGCCCCAAUCUAAAGAUGUCCCUCUACAGCUGCUAUUGGCUCUGGAUAAAGAUAGGCGGAGCUUAGGUCGUAGAUACGAAGCUGCUGUUGUUCUUUCUCAGGACAUUCUACAAUCUCUACUAAGCCAGAGAGACUCAUACAAGGACUCUGUGGAGGCUGAGCAGAAGGCCCUGGGAGAGCAGGUGGAUGGGCUGCUCUCAUGGCUGACAGAGAUGGAGACCCAGAUGGAUGGAGGAAUAGCAGGAAUAGAAGAAAUUAAGAAAACUGAUGAGCUUGCACAGCAACUGAAGAUCUGCAAGGAGCUGCAGUCCUCCCUCGCGGCUCGCUCCGGCGAGGUCAGCGCGGUGGCUUUUGACAUUCAGGCCUACAUUUCGGAGCGGGCGCAGGACCUGGCCCCGGAGCAGAGCAGGCAGCUUCUGGGGCAGCUUCAGCAGCUGCAAAUGGCCUUCCAUAGGGCAUCAGGUCAAGCUCAGGCCUGGGCCAGCACCCUGUCUGCCCAAAGUGAGAGGGAGGAGAAGUGGCAGAGAGAAAGGGCAAAGGAAGAGAAGGAGUUGGACAGGGAGAAGAACAGCGCAGAGGAAAGAGAGGCGGUCCAACAGCAGAAAGCAGAGUGUUCUCAGAAACUAGAAGGCCUUAACAUGUGGUUGGGCGGAGCUGCUGCUUUGCUUGCCAGUCAGAUGGGGGGAGGAGAAUCGGGUGACGUGAGCGUCCUGCAGGAAAAGCAGAAGCGUUUGAAGGACAUGCAGAAGGACCUACAGGCCAAAGGUGAAGCUCUGGCUGACACCAUCCGGUCAGUGGAGGAGUUUCUGGCAGAGCGAGGAGAAAGUCUGAGCCCUGAGGAGAAGGAGAACUUGCAGACGAAGCUAGCAAUGCUGAAGGAGCAGUACAACGCCCUGACAGACUCUGCUGAUGCAUCCGUGUCAGAGCUGAACACUGCCAUCACAACAGUUGUGCAGCAGAACACACAGAGAGCAAAGGCAGUGGAAGAUCUGCAGGACACACAAAACCAGAUAGACUCCCUUCUGUCCUCUUUGAAGCAAUCAGACAGGGGAGGCUCAACUGUAACGUUUCCAGAUUUGACUGAUUCUUUGGACUCACAACCAGAGGGCGCUGUCGUGUCGCACACAGAAAGGCUGCAGGCUGAGCUUCAGCAGCUGCAGGCUCAGCAGGCCCAGCUGUUGCAGAUAACCCAGUCAGCCCGUUCCCUUCUGGACCAGCCCGACUCAGCGGUCCCAGCUGAAGAGAAACAGCGACUCCGUGCUGCUCUGGAUCAGCUGCAGGCGCAGCACCAAGAGCGGCUGCAGAGCUGCCAGGAUCGCCUAAGGAAGUCUGAGGCCUUGCAGGAUGAGCUGAGUAAAUUCCUCCUGGAACAUGGAAGCCUGGGCUCCUGGCUGGAGCAAAGUGAACAGGAGAUGCAUUCCUUGGGGGAGGGAGAAACUGAUGCACAAGGACUGAAAGACCGGCUGGAGGAGCACAGAAAGCUUGCUGAGGAUGUGAUUUGCCACAAGGCAGACCUACGCUUCGUCUCCAUCUCUGGUCAGAAGGUUCUGAGCUCUGUUCAAGGAGCUCUGGAGCUGCUAGGUGGUUCUGAUCCGGCUCUGCACAGCACCAAACAGCUUGUCACCAACAAGCUGCAGGACGCCCACCACAGAUAUACAACCCUACAUACCAAGUCCACAGAGUUGGGCACCCGUCUGUCUGGCCUCUUGGAGAGGUACCAACAGUACCAGGAUGAGGUCGUCUCCUUGCACUCGUGGCUCAGCACUCAGGAACAAAACCAAAGCUUAACCAAGUCCAGUGGAGACACAGACCCACAGAACUUACAAAACACCUUGCGGCAAGUCCAGCUGCUUCAGGAUGAACUGGCAGAGCGCUCGGUGCAGCUGGAGAAGGUGAAGAGAGCUGGAAGAGAUCUAGUCAGCACAGAUGAAUCUCCCUCUCUGAAAGCUGUUGACAUCCUCUGCACAGCAGACGGUUUAGAGAAGAGGUUCGGCAGCCUUUCUGCAUCAGUGUCAGAGCGGGCUGAACAUCUGCAGACCGCUGUGGCACAGUCUGUCAGUGUUCAAGAGGGCCUGAAAGGCCUGCUGGGCUGGCUGGACAAACUGGUUCUGAAUCCUGGCCCAGUUGAGCCCACUGCACAGGCUGUACAAGAUGCUUUGACUCAGAACCAGAAACUUCGUCAGGAGCUGCUGUCCAGGCAGGGCAGUGUAGAAGCAACUCGGGACUCUAUUUCCAGCCUUCUGCAAAGCUCAGACCCCUCCACAGCGUCAGGCCUCAAGGUCAGCCUUCAUGACCUCAGCCAGCGUUACACUGAUGCACAGGCCAGCCAGGCAGAGAGGGAAGCUGAGCUCAAAGUGCUGCUGCCCAAACUGGAAAGCUACGAGCGUCUGGAGGUUGACCUGCAGGCCUUCAUGCAGAGCCGACAGAAGACUCUGACCCCUGUUGGGCUUCCAGACCGCAGCGUGGACGACUACAGGCAGACUAUUGAGGAGGUCAAAUCCGAGUUGGAGCAGGAGGCGAGCCAGCUGAAAUCCUUUUGCAGCCUCGGCACAGAGAUCAGCCAAUCCAAAGCUCUCAGCAAUACUCAGAAUGUAUUGAACAAUGUGAAAGAAGUAUCUGAUGAUUUCACCAAACUGGAAGAAAACGUCAAUAAAAGGUUUGCUGCCAUCCAGACCUGCGAGCAGCAGCUCGUGCAAUUCAGAGGCCUUUCAGACUCUCUCCUCCGCUGGCUUCAGACCACGCAGGACCAGCUGCCUUCCAAAGAAAUCAGCCUUAACACUGAAGGCCUGCAGAGAAGAGUCCAGCAGCUCAAGGAUUUGCUGAAUAACUGGGAGUCCCAAGGAUUCAGAGUUCAGGAGCUGAAUAAGACGGGCUCCGAGCUGGAGGCCCUCAUCAUUGAUGCAACUGCUCCUCAGACCAAAACAGGUGCACCUCAGAUCAACGGCUCGGCAGGCCCCAGCAGUUUGAAUGGCAUUCACACAUGUAAAGAUCUGACGGAGCUCCAGGUCGCCGUGUCGGACGUGAAAUCUCAGUACGACACGCUGGGCGAGGAGCUGAAGAAGCGCCUGAGCCUGCAGCAGGCCUCCCUAGAGCUGAGGGAAAAAGCCAUGCGGGGCACAGAGGAGCUCAAGAGCUGGUUAAGUGACAGAGAGAGCACCCUGAAGCAGGGACAGACCGCCUCCCCCUCCAGACCUGAGCUGGUUCGUGCCCAGGCUCAGCAGAACAAGGCUCUGCUCUCAGAGUUGCGUGAACACUCUAAGAAGGUGGACGAGCUGAAGGCCACGCUGAGGAAGCUGAUUGCUGACAACCCCGACUCUCCUGAGGCAGAGAGCUGGAGGCAGCUGCUUCAGGAGAUUGAAUCUCGGUGGCAAGCAGCCAAUCAGACGGCAGCGCAGAGACAGACUGAGCUUGAGACGUGUGCUGAUAGGCUGGGGAGCUUUGCAUCAGCAGCCAAUCAGCUGGGUCCGUGGCUAAGGGAGAAGGAGCUGAUGAUGAGCGUGCUGGGACCGCUGAGCAUUGAUCCCAACAUGCUCAACACACAGAAACAGCAGGUCCAGUUCAUGCUGCGUGAGUUUGAGACGCGGCGGCCACAGUUUGAUCAGCUGGCACAGUCGGCAGAGGGCAUCCUGUCCCAGACUGACCCUGCUCAGGACUCAAAAGACCUAGAAGAGGUCCACACAGAGCUGAACAUCAUCUCACAACAGUGGGAAGGCCUCACGAACCGACUGACUCAGAGAUCUAACCACAUCGAUCAGGCUCAAGGAACCAGCGAACGAUACCAGGCUCUGCUCAGAGAGCUCUCAUCCAGCAUUUCCGCCCUGGGUGAGAGGCUGGACUCUCAGGCCUCGCUAAGUGCACAACCAGAGGCGCUAAGACAGCGACUGCAAGAAACCGGAGAGAUCCGCUCAGAGCUGGAACGAAGGCGAACCGAGCUGGUUGAGGCAGAGGAGCUCUGCCGGGAGCUAAGCACCAUCGUGGUUGAACCCUACCUGAAGGAGGAGUUGAGUAAGCGGCUGGAGAGUGUCAGCGGGCCGCUUAGGAGUCUGGAAGAGCGAGCAGCUGAUGGGUUGUCACAGCUUCAGGCAGCUCUGUCGUCCACACAGCAGUUCCAGCAGAUGUUUGAGGACCUCUGCUCCUGGCUCAACAAGCAGACAGAUCCCAGGGAAUCCUCCUCCCAGUCUCUGCCCUGUCAGCCAGAAGCCAUUCACUCUCUGCUCACCCAAACCGAGGCGCUUCAACACGAGAUCGCCAGCCAACGGGGUUCAUACGAGCUGAUUCAGGCCGAGGGUGUGUCUCUGCUCGCCACUCUGCCAGCUGAGGAACGCUCUGCUCUGCAGUCCCGUCUGGCCACCUUACGACAAGACUGGGAGGGUUUGAACCUCAGAAUAGCAGACCGAGAGGCCAGGCUAAAGGGCACUUUGAGCAAAGCAAAAUCUUACCAGCAGCACAAAGCUGAGCUCAUACCAUGGCUAUCAGAGUGUGAGGAGAAGGAUGGAGAGAUCCUCCCAUCGCUGGAUUCAUCAUCACUGGACGAAGCCUUGCAAAAGGCCCGCAGCCUGUCCCUCGACCUGGAGAGGCGGCGACCCCUGCUUGAAGCUUUUAACACAGCAGCAGACCUGCUUCUGGAGCAGUGCUGCAUCGGGGAGGAAGAGGUGCGAGAUGAGAAGGCCCAGCUGAACCGGCAGGUGGAUGGACUGAACGAGAGGCUCCUUAACCACACCUUCCAGCUGGAGGAGCUGGCCAGCCGCCUGAAGGAGUUUGAGGAGGGACGGCAAGCUGUUGAGAGGAGGCUGGAAGCUGCCAGGCACCAGAUUGAAGUCCAGGAAGCUCUUGGACCUCAGGCUUGUAGUGCUAAAAGCUUGGAGAGACUGAGAAGUCAGCAGGAGAGUUUGAGGUCACUGCAGCCCCAGGUGGUCUACCUCAGAGACCUGGCACAGGGGUUGGUGCAGGACGCCCCCCAGACUCCAGGAGGCAGCACAGAGGGAGUGCAGAGGCUUCAGGACCAGGCUAUUGACACAGAGAAAGAGUAUGAGGACGUCACUGACAAGAUUGAACAUUGCUGCGCCUCCCUGGAGUCUCGCUUGCAGGGCGUGGGUGAGGUCCAGACCCACGUUCGGGACAUCUUCUCUCGCCUGGCUGACCUGGAUGAUGAACUGGAUUCCCUCAGUCCUGUUGGACGUGAUCCCGACUCUUUGGCCUCACAGGCUGAUGCAGUGAAGGGCUUCCUCUUGCGCCUGGGUGACCUCAGAACCGAGCUAGAGGAACACUCUUCAGAGUGCACAACCAUGCUGCGGCGAGAAGGUUCCUCACCGGACCUCCUGGCCCUCAGGAGGGAGACUGAGGCUUUGAGCCGCCAGGCAGGGAAGCUCGGGGAGCGUGGCCAGGGAAAGCUGGAUCAGAUCAAGGAUGCAGCAGACAAGGUGCAGGACUUCUACAAACUUGUGGCAGAGCUGCAAGGGCUGCUGGGAAGAGCUGAAGAGGGGCUGAACACACAGGGUCUGGUGGGCGCUGAGGUGGAGAUGAUCAAACAACAACUGCAGGAGUUCAAGGCUGUGGAGCGAGAGCAGGUGGACAGCAUUCAGCCCAAGCUGCAGCACAUCAACGCAGUGGGACAGGGGCUGAUCCAGAGCGCAGCCAAGCACACGGACACGCAGGCGCUGGAGCACGACCUGGAGGCCACCAACCUGCGAUGGAACUCACUAAACAAGCGGGUGGCAGAGCGGAUUGCCCAGCUGCAGGAAGCACUGUUGCAUUGUGGGAAGUUCCAGGAUGCGCUGGAGCCUCUGCUAAGCUGGCUGAACGACACAGAAGAGCUGGUGGCUAAUCAGAAGCCUCCGUCUGCCGAAUACCGCGUGGUCAAGGCCCAGAUCCAAGAACAGAAGCUGCUUCAGAGGUUGCUGGACGACCGCCGGCCAACGGUAGAGAUGAUCCGUGCUGAAGGAGAGAGGAUUGCAUCCACAGCAGACACUCAGGACCGCGAGAAGAUCCAGAGCCAGCUCUUAAGUCUGUCACAGAGAUGGUCUGACCUGCUGGACAAGGCCAGCAGCAGACAGAGGCAGCUGGAAGAGCUGCAGGUUUUAGCCCUUCAGUUCCACGAAGCCUUGGAGCCGCUUGGAGAAUGGCUGAGUGCCACGGAGAGGCGCCUGAGCUCCGCAGAGCCCAUGGGAACCCAGACAGCCAAGAUCUCCCAGCAGAUCGUCAAACACAAGGCGCUCCAAGAAGCCGUUUCUUCGCGGAAAGCUGAGGUUGACCAACUCCAGUCCCUCAGCCAUUCACUGAGGCCGCUCAUCACCUGUGCGGCCGAUCAGGAUUGGCUGGGGGAGCGUGUGGGGGCGGUGAGGUCAGGUCACUCAGAUCUUACUGAUUGGUGCACGAGGCGGGCGGCCCUGCUGGAGCAGGCACUGGCCAACGCUCAGCUGUUUGGGGAGGAGGAGGUGGAGGUGCUGAACUGGCUGGAGGAGGUGGCUCAGAGGCUGUCGCAGUUCUCCAUACAGAGCUACCAGCCCCAGCUUCUGAACGAGCAGCACAAACACAGCCUGUCUCUAAAUGAAGAAAUCUUGAGUAGGAAGAAAACUGUAGACCAGGCCAUCAAGAACGGACAAGCUUUACUCAAGCAGACCACAGGUGAAGAAGUUCUCCUGAUCCAGGAGAAGCUGGAUGGGAUCAAGUCUCGCUAUGCUGAGAUGACAGCCGGUAGCAGCAAAGUGCUGCGCACGCUUGAGCAGGUGCUGCAGCUCUCCACGCGCUUCGCCAGCGCCCAUGAAGACCUCAGUCAGUGGCUGGAUGCUGUGGAAGCAGAGCUUAACGAUGCUGAAUCUGAUGCUACGCCCACCUACCAGGAGAGGCAGAAGGAGCUGAAGAAAGUGUCUGCUGAGAAGCGUCUGGUUCUGGACACAGUGAACGAGGUGGGAAACGCCCUGCUGGACCUGGUGCCGUGGCGAGCUCGCGAAGGCCUGGACCGCCAUGUGGCUGACGCCAACCAGAGGUACCGGCAUGCAGAUGAAACCAUCACUCAGCGGGUGCAGUUGGUGCAGGCUGCCAUCCAGAGGUCACAGCAGUAUGAGGAGGCAGUGGAUGCAGAGUUGGCCUGGGUUGCAGAGACGGAGCGUAAACUGGCGUCUCUGGGGCCUCUCAGCUUGGAGCCUGACGUGACCGUGGCUCAGCUGCAAGUGCAGAGGGCCUUCAACAUUGACAUUAUCCGACACAAAGACACUGUAGAUCAGCUCCUGAGCACCAGAGAGGACAUCCUGGAGGCCUGCAGCUACGCUCAGAGAGAUGCGCUGAUGGUUAAAACCAACUCUCUGAGCGCUCGUUACGAUGCAGUGAGUCAGAAUCACAGCGAGCGGUUCUCUGCACUGGAGCAGGCCCAGGUUCUAGUGGCACGAUUCUGGGAAACCCACGAAGAGUUGGAGCCAUGGCUGUGUGAAACGGAAACCCUCAUCACGCAGCUUCCCCCUCCAGCCAUCGACACAGAUGCUCUCCGUCUGCAGCAGGAUCAGAUGAGGCUUAUCAGGGAGUCCAUCGCCGAGCACAAGCCUCACAUCGACAAGCUGCUGAAGAUCGGGCCCCAGCUGGCAGAGCUCAGUCUCCAAGAGGGGGGGACAGUGAGGCAGCGCUACAUGGACGCCGAGAGGCGCUACCAGGCCAUCAAGGAGGAGGUGAAAGGUCGUGCCACAGACCUGGAUGAGGCAGUGUCCCAGUCUUCACAGCUGCUAGAGUUUCAUGAUAAGAUGGACCCGCUCCUGGAGACUCUGGAGGGGGCGGUGCAGCGUCUGCGGCAGCCCCCUCCGGUGGCUGCAGAGGUGGAGAAGAUCCGAGAGCAGCUGGCAGAGCAUCGCGCUCAGGGGCUGGAGCUGGAUAAACUGCUGCCGAGCUUCUCGGCUCUGUGCGCCCGCGGAGAGGAGCUCAUCAGCAGAGCGGCUAAUGACGAUCCUGCUGCUCAGGCGGUUCGCUCCCGCCUCCUGCGCCUUCGCUCUCUGUGGGAUGAGAUCCGGCAGCGCGCAGAGGAGAGAGAGGGAAAACUGAACGAUGUCUUGGACUUGGCUGGAAAGUUCUGGGCCGACGUGGUGGCCCUGCUGACCACGCUCCGAGACACCCAGGACAUUGUGAAGGACCUGGAGGACCCGGGCGUGGACCCUUCACUCAUCAAACAGCAGAUCGAGGCUGCUGAGGCCAUCAAGGCGGAGACAGACGGCCUGAGGGAGGAGCUGGAGUUUGUCAGGACUCUUGGAGCUGACCUCAUCUUUGCCUGUGGAGAGACUGAAAAACCUGAAGUCAAGAAAACCAUAGAUGAGAUGAAUGCUGCCUGGGAGGGCCUUAACCGGACGUGGAGGGAGAGGAUGGAGAGGCUGGAGGAGGCGAUGACUGCCUCGGUUCAAUAUCAGGAUGCUUUGCAGGCAAUGUUUGACUACCUGGACAACGCAGUGAUCAAACUGUGUGAAAUGUCGACCGUGGGAACUGACCUGGGAACUGUCAAACAGCAGAUUGAAGAGCUCAAGCAGUACAAGGUGGAGGUAUACCAGCAGCAGAUCGACAUGGAGAAGCUGUGCCACCAGGGGGAGCUGCUGCUGAAAAAAGUGUCAGACCAGACGGAUCGAGACAUGAUCCAAGAGCCACUGACUGAACUCCGGCACCUCUGGGAGAACCUAGGAGAUAAAAUCACCCAGAGACAGCAUAAGCUGGAGGGGGCCCUGCUGGCUUUGGGUCAGUUCCAGCACGCCCUCUCUGAGCUGCAGGCGUGGUUGAACCACACACACACCACUCUGGACACUCAGCGACCAGUCAGCUCCGACCCCAAGGCCAUCGAAAUUGAGCUAGCCAAACACAACGUUUUGCGUAAUGAUGUGCUGUCCCAUCGUGCCACAGUCGAGACUGUGAACAGUGCUGCUGCUGAGCUGCUGGAGUCCUCUCCUGGCGACGAGGCCAGCCACCUUAGGGCACAGCUGGAUCAGCUGAACCAGAGCUGGGAGAGUCUACUGCUGAAGACCCAGGAGCGACAGAAGCUCCUGGAGGCUGCACUGCAGCAGGCUGAAGGUUUCCAUGGAGAAUUGGAAGAGUUCCUCCAGUGGCUGAGGAGGACUGAGAGUCAGCUGUCUGCCGCAAAACCAACCGGGGGUCUCCCAGAAACAGCCAGGGAGCAGCUGCAGCAGCAUGAGGAGCUCCAGGGUCAGCUGGCUCAGCGAUCAGAACAGUACCAUCGCCUGCUGGAUCAGGGAGAGUCCAUGUUGAUGGCCCGUGGAGGCGAUGAGGCCGGACCAGGCACCACCCAGACCCAGCAGAACCUGGCUAUGCUGCAAAACAAGUGGGCAAGCCUUAACACCAAGAUGGAUGACCGCAGGGCGAAGUUGGAGGAGGCCGUUUCCCUGGCAACAGGAUUUCAGACUUCACUGCAGGACACCAUCAACUGGCUGACUCAGGCUGAGCAAACUCUGAACAUGGCCCAGCCGCCCAGCCUCAUCCUGGACACGGUCCUCUUCCAGAUUGAUGAGCACAAGGUGUUUGUGAAUGAAGUGAACACGCAUCGGGAGCAGGUCCUGGCUUUGGAGAAGGCUGGCUCUCAGCUCCGCUUUGCCAGCUUAAAGCAGGAUGUGGUUCUUAUCAAGAACCUGCUGCUAAGCGUCCAGGCUCGCUGGGACAAGCUGGUUCAGAGGUCUCUGGACCGCGGCCGACACCUCGAUGAGGCUCGCAAACGCGCUAAACAGUUCCAUGAAGCCUGGAGGAAGCUGACUGAUUGGCUGGAAGAAGCGGAGAGAAAGCUGGACUCAGAAGUGGAGAUCUCCAAUGAACCUGACAAGAUCAAAGUACAACUCACUAAGCACAAGGAGUUUCAAAAAGCUCUGGGAUCGAAGCAGCCCGUUUACGACACCACAGUGAGGUCCGGGAAGGCCAUGAGGGAUAAGGCUCAGCUGCCCGCCGACCAGCAGAAACUGGAUCACCUGGUGGGGGAAGUUCGUGAUAAAUGGGACACGGUUUGUGGAAAGAGUGUAGAAAGGCAGCACAAGCUGGAGGAGGCUCUGCUGUUCUCCGGUCAGUUUGCAGAAGCUCUUCAGGCUUUGGUGGACUGGCUCUACCGAGUGGAGCCUCAGCUGGCUGAAGACCAGCCUGUCCACGGAGACCUGGACUUGGUAUCAAAUCUCAUGGAUACACAUAAGGCUUUUCAAAAAGAUCUAGGAAAGAGAACCAGCAGCGUUCAGGCUCUGAAGCGUUCGGCCCGGGAUCUGAUGGAGACGGGUCGCGACGACACUGCCUGGGUCAAGGUUCAGCUGCAGGAGCUCAGCAACCGCUGGGACACAGUGUGCGCCCUGUCGGUGACCAAACAGACCCGCCUCCAGCAGGCGCUCAAGCAGGCCGAGGAGUUUCGCACCGCCGUGCAGCUGCUGCUGGAGUGGCUCUCCGAAGCAGAACAGUCGCUCCGUUUCCGUGGGGUCCUCCCUGAGGAGGCGGAGACGCUGCAGGCGCUGCUGCGGACCCAUCGAGACUUCAUGGGAACCGUGGAGGAGAAGAGGACCGACGUGAACAAGGCCGCUGGCAUGGGAGAGGCCAUCCUGACAGUUUGUCAUCCGGAUUCCAUUACCACCAUCAAACACUGGAUCACCAUCAUCAGGGCGCGCUUUGAGGAGGUGUUGACCUGGGCCAAGCAGCACGAACAGCGACUGGAGACGGCUCUGACCGAAGUGCUCAAUAAUGCCAACCUGCUGGAGGAGCUGCUGUCGUGGCUGCAGUGGUCCGAGACCACACUGAUCCAGAGAGACACGGAGCCGCUUCCUCAGGACAUCCCACAUCUCAAAACGCUCAUCGCCGAGCACCAGACGUUCAUAGAGGAGAUGACGCGGAAGCAGCCGGAUUUUGACAAAGUGACAAAGACUUACAAAAGGAAACCAGCAGAGCCCCCCAGCAGCCUGGCUGAGAGGAGAGGAGCUCGCAAACAUCAGCAACAGCAGCAACAGCAAGCCCCCAUGCAGCUCUCCGGAGCCAACCCCAGACUCAACCAGCUCUGCGCCAGGUGGCAGCAGGUGUGGCUGCUGACUCUGGACCGCCAGCGGAAACUCAACGACGCUCUGGACCGACUGGAAGAGCUCAAGGAGUUUGCCAACUUUGACUUUGACGUGUGGAGGAAAAAGUACAUGCGCUGGAUGAACCACAAGAAGUCUCGAGUCAUGGAUUUCUUCCGCCGCAUCGAUAAGGACCAGGACGGAAAGAUCACACGGCAGGAGUUCAUCGACGGCAUCUUAGCUUCAAAAUUUCCAACAAGCAAGUUGGAGAUGACGGCAGUAGCGGACAUUUUUGACAGAGACGGAGACGGUUACAUCGACUAUUAUGAGUUUGUGGCUGCUCUGCACCCCAACAAGGAUGCCUACAGGCCCACCACUGAUGCUGAUAAGAUAGAGGACGAGGUGACCCGGCAGGUGGCUCAGUGCAAGUGUGCCAAGAGGUUCCAGGUGGAGCAGAUAGGAGAGAAUAAAUACCGGUUCUUCCUCGGAAAUCAGUUCGGAGACUCUCAGCAGCUGCGUUUGGUGAGGAUUUUGCGCAGCACUGUGAUGGUGAGAGUUGGAGGGGGCUGGAUGGCUCUCGACGAGUUUCUGGUCAAGAAUGAUCCCUGCAGAGUGCAUCAUCCAGGACUUAAGAUUCUCCGCUCCGAUUCCAGUAGCUCCAUCUCAUCUCGUAUAGUGACGGUCACUCCUGGCUAUUUCUGCUGCCGAGCUCGAGGCCGCACCAACCUGGAGCUGAGAGAGAAGUUCAUCCUUCCUGAAGGAGCAUCUCAGGGCCUGGCUGCCUUCCGAUCACGAGGUCGGCGCUCCAAACCGGGAUCCCGCAACGCCUCGCCCACCCGCUCCUCCUCCUCGGCCUCCCACAGUGGAGCCUCCUUACCUUCAGCUCCAUCUACACCUGCCACCCCGACAGCCUCCACCUCAUCCAGGUCCUCCCUCCCUCAUUCGCGUGACUAUGCUAAGCCGUGGCUGGCAAACAGUAAAAGCCCAACGCCGGCCAAGUGCCCCUGCUGCCCAGAGCUCGGUGUCAGCCCCAGCACUCCUGGGCACGAGGGGGCAGCAUCUGGGUCCAAAAUAAGGAGGACAACCUUCCAUUCGAGCAGAGGCUCGCUGACGGGAGAGAACGGAGGAACGGCGCAUACCAGCAAACGUACCGAUCCUAAAAGAGGAGCGUCCACGGCCAGUGGCCCAACCAGCAGAGCGGGCAGCCGAGCGGGCAGCAGGGCCAGCAGUCGGCGCGGCAGCGACGCUUCAGAUGCUUCGGAGCUUCAGGAUGCUCACUCGGUCUGCUCCGACACCUCAGACACCCCAAGACGGCCUGGGGGCGGAGCCAAACCUUCCAAGAUCCCCACCAUUUCCAAGAAGACCGCCAGUCCAAAGACCACAGGGUCUGCAAAGAAGUGAAUUAGACAAUGAAACAAACUUCUUGGAUGUACCAGCAGGAAUCUGGACCUCGAUCCAGGCGACCGAUGCACUACGACUGAUCAUUUCCAGGGAAAGGAGGAGAUGGAGAGUCUCCAUCUCACUCUUCCCCACGCCUACGACCGACUGAACAUGCACAAGAGGAGAGUCCUGGUCCAGUUGUUUCUGACCCAGUCUGUGGGGGGUCGACACAUAUUUCUCCCCUUUCAGACAUCUGCUUUGCCUUUGCCCCAACCCAAACCCCAAAAUGGAACCAAACACCAACCACAAGAUGCUGCCUUAUUUCACAGAAACACUCUGUCCUGAUCAGGCAGAGAAUUCAGACUUAACAGGGGGCAGACACGCCACCGCCACCACCGCCGCUCCGCACAGCAGAGAGGCUCUCGUGACAUUCAGCAAAAACUCUGAACGGAUUGCGGGUGAAGUAUUUUUGCCUGCGGAUCAACCGUCUCAAGGAUGCGUCAAAAAAAGCAAAAUAUGCAACGACUGCCAUGUCUCUUCCCUGGACUGGCUGCACGCAGAGCGGCUAACCUCAGAGCGGACGCCACCACACCAAGACUGACUCCUCCCUGGAUCUGGUUCUGGGGGGGUGUUGCUUCCACGAGGGCCCCUGCGGUUUCACACCACCCGACUCCCAAAAAUCACCAUCUAGCAAUAGAAAGGACUGUUUUUAUGGUGACGACUAACAGCACAUUACUGACAACAAGACUUGUAAGCUAACAUGUUAACGACCAUGUUCACGGAGCCCAACAACCAGCAUGCACUAACCGCCUCUCCCUCUGCUGUUCCAUCUUUGAGUCGACGUCAUACGACGCGCACACGGCCCGUCUGUUACAGGAAGCAACAGAGGUCAAGAGUCACUGUAUGCAAAACUUGCAAAUGUCGUUUAGUUUUUCAGAUUAAUUUAUAAUCCAGCUGUACUUUUUGUUAUUUAGCUUAAAUAAAUACCUAUUUAUUUUUCAUGUCCUUGUCAUAUCACAUCAGCAGAGAGUGAUUUAGUAUUAUGGCCGAGGAGGACGUUUUGUACCGAGCAGAGGUCCGCUCUGCCCUUUGAUAAGUUUUGUGUGUCGAGUGUGUUUUUACUGCAUUGUAACGUUUCUCACAUGAGCGCUGAUUCCAGUGACAGCCUUGUUUGUUGAACUUUCUUUGUUGCUAACGACGACCGUUUCCUGACCAAAGGGGUUUACCCUUCACAUGUAGAGCGAACUACAGGUAUGAAUGAGGGGGAUCUGAGCAGAAGGAAAGCCCCCCCCGUGUCCCUCCCCAGUGUCUCUUCUUCCUGCCUUUUUUUUUCUUUCCUCUGAUGUUCUGUGCUUUGCGGGGAUGAGUCAUCCCUGCAUCGUCUCAGUAAAUGAUAUGAAGUUUUUGGGAAAAAUAAUGAAAGAACAGUCAAAAGAAGAAGAAGACAUCUUAAACUGAUUUUUUUUUCUAUUUAUUUAUUGUGUGGGGGGGGGUCAGGGUUCAGAAAGUGUGGGAGACGUUUGCUGCUUUCUGAUGCUACUCUCACUGGGAUGAUAACAUGCAGGGGGGGGGGGGGGGUACCACGAGUCUCUUGUGUAAAAUUAAAACUAAAAUUAUAAACAAUUUUUUGUUCUGUUUUUGUAUUAAAAUGAUGCUUGCAGUAAAGGCUG